Messenger RNA from Amyelois transitella, 954 nucleotides. RefSeq names its product collagenase. The record is from RefSeq and is a predicted model, not a curated record. Lineage: Eukaryota; Metazoa; Arthropoda; Insecta; Lepidoptera; Pyralidae. The coding region runs from base 30 to 890 and encodes 286 amino acids. Gene Ontology annotation, biological process: proteolysis. The transcript is spliced from 5 exons. Gene Ontology annotation, molecular function: serine-type endopeptidase activity.
GCUACCUCAUUGCUCUUCAUUCAUCAGUCAUGAAGUUUUUGGUGAUCGCCGUCGUCUUGCUCGGGGCUGCUAUAGCCGAAGAUCCUCUGUACUACAGGGAUUACCACGAUGACGUCGGCGUAGCCCUCGCAGCGAAGAUCAAGGCGAGAGAGGAAGCUGCUGACUUCGAUGGAUCAAGAAUUACGGGAGGAAACGCCGCCGCUUUAGGCGCUCAUCCUCAUGUGGGUGGCCUUCUCAUUACUUUGACCGACGGCCGCACCUCCGUCUGCGGCUCCUCCCUCCUGUCCAACACGCGCGCCGUCACCGCCGCCCACUGCUGGAGAACGCUCCUCAAUCAAGCUACUCAGUUUGUCGUCGUCCUCGGCUCACUCAGGCUUUUCAGCGGCGGCGUUAGGAUCACGACCAGCAGCGUCGAAGUUCAUGGAAACUAUCUGUCUAUCCCGCUCAUGAAUGAUAUUGCUAUGAUCAACAUUAACCACGUUACGUUUACCGAUGCGAUUCAACCCAUCGGCCUUCCCACCGCGCAGGCCAACAACAACUUCGUCGGCGUGUGGGCGUGGGCUGCCGGCUUCGGCGUUACUGGCGAUAACGUGGGCAUUACGACAGACCAGUUCCUGAGCGAGGUGUCUCUGCAAGUGAUCACCAACGCGGUGUGCCAGCAGACGUACGGCGCUCUCACCGUGUCUUCCAGCGUCAUAUGUGUGGACACCACCGCUCAGAGGAGCACCUGCGGCGGGGACUCCGGCGGCCCUCUCUGGAUUUGGAGUGGAAACCAGCGCAUCUUGAUCGGCGUCACCUCAUUUGGACACCGGGACGGUUGCCAGGAGCGCCACCCGGCUGGAUUUGCUCGCGUCACUUCCCAUCUCUCUUGGAUCCAGGCUAGGCUUUGAAUGCUCCACAAGACUUAAUAGUUAUUUAUUUUAAUUAAAACCAACUGCUCGUUAUUUAUUUUAA